AUGUCAAACAUCACAACCCAGAGUGGUUUCAGAACUGUCUCCCCCUUUUAUCGGCCCUUCCAGACCCGCAUAAAAGGAAGAUGGAUAGGCAAAACCUUAGUUGAAGUAUAUACCCGAGAUUUCGGUGAAAAAGAACCCAACGUGAUCCAUGACAUCAAAACCAAUAAACUUUAUCUAAUCAACCAGAAACCAAAACAACAGCCAACAGAAUAUCGAGGUUGGGAAGUCUUACUGACACGAAAGAUCGAGAUGCAAGAUAUAAUAUGUCAUAUGAAACAUAUGCAUGAAGCCCAGGUUCCUUGGCCAACUGAUCGAGAAAGGAUUCCCAUUGUGUUUGAGAAUGAUGAGUUGGUGGUGGUGAAUAAACCUUCGGGAAUACCGACUCAUCCUAGUGGGAAUUAUAAUUUGAAUAGCGUGAGUGAGAUAUUGAAGCUUGAGAGGGGGUCGGAGUCGAUUUGGGCUUGUCAUAGAUUGGAUAAAGUGACAUCAGGGGUUUUGAUCCUUGCGAAAGCGAAAGGAGCCUUAUCUAGAAUAAUGAAGCUUAUCCGAGACGAAAAAGGAACGAUUAAGAAAAGGUAUUUGGCUAGAGUGAGUGGUGAAUUCCCCGAGGGGAGGAUCGUAGUCAAUUGUCCCGUGUUUUCAAUUAAUACAAAUGGAGGAUAUUUGAAACCAUCAAACAUAGAGAAUUUACCUACUGAUUCAACUACGAUAUUCACUCGGAUUUCAUAUAAUAAAGAAUUAGAUCAAAGUGUUGUUUUAUGUGAACCCUUGACUGGGAAAUUCCAUCAGAUUCGAAUACAUCUAAGAAACCUUGGACAUCCAAUUGCUAAUGAUUUUGUCUAUAACGCCAAAGCAGAUGUAACUGACGAUGUAAUGCGUCAGAAAAUUGCACUUGAAGUUGAACUAUAUGAGAUGGUUUUCACAGCAUAUCCUCAAUUUAAAGGGUUUCACAAAUUAGACUGCAAUCCUUUAGGAAGCGAAACCACAAUCAAUGUUUUAGAUGCAAUAAAUUGGAAUUCUGAUCCAAGUUUAAAAUCAAGAAUUGGAGAAAUCGGAGAAGCUCAAGAAAAAUAUAUCGCAUCUCGAAAAUCCACAAAUUCCAUCUGUACUGAAUGUAAUCGUACACUCUUUGAUGGGGAUACUGGAAUAAAAUCAGAAGUAUGGUUGCAUGCAUUAAGUUUCACUUGUCAAGAUGACAAUGGCAACCAAUUACAUUUCGAAACUGACUAUCCAGAAUGGUCUUACAUUUGA
Messenger RNA from Hemisphaericaspora subhashii, 1251 nucleotides. RefSeq lists its product as uncharacterized. Gene Ontology annotation, biological process: pseudouridine synthesis. Bases 1 to 1251 code for a protein of 416 amino acids. Gene Ontology annotation, molecular function: pseudouridine synthase activity; RNA binding. NCBI's taxonomy places the organism in Eukaryota, Fungi, Ascomycota, Pichiomycetes, Serinales, Debaryomycetaceae. The transcript has a single exon. The record is from RefSeq and is a predicted model, not a curated record.